UCGAACACUUCUUUGUUUCUUUGUUUCUCUCUCUCUCUCCAAAUGUUGUCAUCAACAGGUGGCGAAGAAGCCAACUUGAGCAGCGGCAACAAUAACAAUAACAGAGUCUCGUCUUCGUCUUCAAAAUCCUCAUCAACCUCUUCGUCUCCAUCACCCUUCUCGCCAGCUUCGUCUGUGCUCCCAACCCCAAGAGGCAAAAAUAUGGAAGAGGUCUGGAAAGACAUCAAUCUUGCUUCUCUCCAUGAUCAUCCCUCCCGAGAGGAUCUCUCUGUGCUCCCACGUCCCCAGAAUCCUCACGCCAGCUUCCGAGGUGUGAUCCUCCAAGACUUUCUCGCUCGACCCUUCAACAAGGAGCCACCCACCAGUGUUGCUUCUCUUGACCAGUCCACCGUCACCGAGGCCCGCAUCUACGGUUCUCUGCCGCCGCCUCCGGCCACUGUUUUGAGCUUGAAUUCGGGGCCUGAGUUCCACUUUCUUGAAAGCUCACACCCGGCGAGGCCACACUCGCAUUUGGUACAACACAACCCCAUUUCAAAUGUUGCUUCCUUCAGCGCUCCUUUUGAUGCUUUAGCUUCCUCUACCGGCUUGACCUCAUUUGGGAAGAAGAGGUUCUCGGAAUCCGACAACAAUUCCUGCGAUCGACGGCAUAAGCGUAUGAUCAAGAACCGUGAGUCCGCUGCUCGAUCAAGAGCUCGAAAACAGGAACGUAUCUUUCUACCAUCUACCUUGUUUCAUUAUAUAAAAUCAAGAGCUUGCAAUUGUUUUCUGAAGCUAUGCUUUUGUUUUUGUUUUUGAUUUUGAUUUUGAUUGCUUCAUGUUUCCCAUUUUUGGCGAUUCUUAUUACAGGCUUACACGAAUGAGUUGGAGCUUGAAGUUGCCCAUUUGAUGGAAGAGAAUGCCAGACUCAAACGACAGCAAGAACAGUUAACCUCAGCUACAGCCGCUCAACUUCCCAAAAAGAACACGCUCCAUAGAACUUCAACAGCCCCAUUUUGACGAGUAUCAGUGCUUUUCUUUCCCUUAAUCACCUCCCCCAGCACAAUUCUCAGAUGGGAGAGAGUGUUGAUGGGUGUGGAUGUUUUGUUGGCUGAUGAAUCUCUCUACUAUUGGAUAGUUUUUCUAGGAAAGAACCAAGAGGGAAUGAGAAAAGAAAUGUUUUGGCAUUUCCAAACAAGUAGGAAUUUUGUUGGGUCUUGUUUUCCUUAUCUGUUUCACUUGUCCAUUGACCUAUCAUCUGUAGUCUUUAUUUUUAUUUUUUUUGGUUUUCUAUGA
Vitis vinifera (wine grape) is the source of this 1272-nucleotide messenger RNA. RefSeq names its product protein FD. The transcript is spliced from 2 exons. Lineage: Eukaryota; Viridiplantae; Streptophyta; Magnoliopsida; Vitales; Vitaceae. Gene Ontology annotation, molecular function: DNA-binding transcription factor activity. The coding region runs from base 43 to 795 and encodes 250 amino acids. Gene Ontology annotation, biological process: positive regulation of DNA-templated transcription. Gene Ontology annotation, cellular component: nucleus. The record is from RefSeq and is a predicted model, not a curated record.